CGUAACCUCAUCCAGCUGAUACACUGGCUACUAGAAGUAGUUUUGAGAACAAUCCCAAGUUUCAUAUAGAGAGAUCUGCUAAAAAUCUCGUGCUCGAAUCAUGGCUACUGCAUUUCUCUUCAUCUCUGCCACUUUCCUGGUUCUUUUCAUCAUACCAGCCGCUUUGUCGCUUCAGUGUUACGAAUGUUCUAGUCUUGCGCAGGUUAGUGGAGGAACUAGCUGCAGUGCCGACAAUGUGAAAAAAGUAACUUGCCCUCCGAUUUAUGACCGAUGUGUUACAAUGAAGUUUAGUAUGACCCCAGAGGUAACAGUCGAGAUGAGGAACUGUUCUUCCAGCCUGGUCUGUGAUGCACAGUCGGAUUUAAAUCCUUGUAAAAUUUACAAGGCUCAAGGGAAAGACUGUAGUAUUGAAUGCUGCCAAGGUGACCUGUGUAACAGUGUAGGACCCACUGAGCCGCCCUCUAAGCCAUCCAGCGCAGUAUUGGGACCUACUUUGAGCCUCGGAGCUUUGUUAUUCGCCUUACUUCUACCAAAGAUUUUCUGAUUCAACUAAGAAAGGCUUUGCGGCUGUUUCCUGAUUCCAAUUAUUUUGCAAUCAAAAGCUGGCUUCUCAAAGAUAUUAUUAAGAGGGAAGACUGUAAGAAGUACAAAGUGUAUAGUGUCAUUACUAGUAUAUGUUUGUAGCUGAUGUGAUUGUUAACGAUGAUGAUGUAAGAACUCCCUGCUCUGAAUAAACGCCUUUUUUAACAUG
Messenger RNA from Pocillopora verrucosa, 751 nucleotides. Its product is annotated as prostate stem cell antigen. Lineage: Eukaryota; Metazoa; Cnidaria; Anthozoa; Scleractinia; Pocilloporidae. The record is from RefSeq and is a predicted model, not a curated record.